Messenger RNA from Empidonax traillii (willow flycatcher), 1533 nucleotides. RefSeq names its product brevican core protein-like. The transcript is spliced from 6 exons. The annotation marks the transcript as partial. Gene Ontology annotation, molecular function: hyaluronic acid binding. Lineage: Eukaryota; Metazoa; Chordata; Aves; Passeriformes; Tyrannidae. Gene Ontology annotation, biological process: cell adhesion. The record is from RefSeq and is a predicted model, not a curated record.
GGGAGCAGACACCCGCUCACCCCAGCCUGCCCCAUUCCUGAGGAGUUUUAUCGCUUGGAUUUCCUCCCCGGGGCUUCGUGGCUGCUGCCCGCGCCGCCGCGGCGCCUUGGGGGUGGGAAGAAAAGGUGCCCAUGACAAAAGCCUUCCUCGCUUGGCCGCCCUGGGGGUGGCAGCCAACCCCCGCACUGGAGCCCGGCCACGGCAGGAGGGUUUUGUCCCUCACUCCAGAGCCCCGGGGCUGCAUUCAAAUUACCCGUCCGGAGCGGAGAGAGCCCCUGGCUUGGCCCUGGCACCGCCGGCCGGGCCCUGGGAGAUCAAACUUCAGCUUCCCCUGCUGAGCUCCUGCUGGGAAUGGGAGGGCAGAGCAUGGCCCCAGCCCUCCCGCUGCUGCUGCUGCUCUGGGUGUUUGCCCCCUCGGUGGUCCCGCAGGUGUUUGGCCCCGGAGAUGGCACAGAGGACCUCAAGGCUCUGCAAGUCUCCAUCCCACGCCAGCCAGCCCUCGACCCCGUGCUGGCAGGCGACAUCACCAUCCCCUGCCUCAUCACCUACCUUGGCCCCCAGCCCACUGCCGGCACGGGCGGCCGCCGGGCGGUGCUGGGAACCCCCCGGGUCAAGUGGACCUUCAUCUCUGAGGGCAGGGAGGUGGAGAUCCUGGUAGCUCGGGGGGACAGGGUGAAGGUGAGCGAGGACUAUCGCCUGCGCGCCUCCCUGCCCAUCUUCCACCAGCGCUACACCAACGCCUCCCUCCUGCUCACCGAGCUGCGGUCCAACGACUCGGGCAUCUACCGCUGCGACGUGCAGCACGGCAUCGAGGAUGGCCACGACAUCCUGCAUGUCAAAGUCAAAGGGGUGGUGUUUCACUACCGGGAGGGGUCCAGGCGCUACGCCUACACCUUUGCCGAGGCUCAGGAAGCCUGUGCCCGGAUCGGUGCCAGCAUUGCCACCCCCGAGCAGCUCUACGCCGCCUACCUGGGCGGCUACGAGCAGUGUGACGCCGGCUGGAUCGCCGACCAGACCGUCAGGUACCCCAUCCAGACACCCCGCGAGGCCUGUUACGGAGACAUGAAUGGCUUUCCUGGGGUCAGGAACUACGGGGUGGUGGACCCAGAGGACAUGUACGACGUGUACUGCUACGCUGAGGACCUCCCAGGGGAGAUCUUUUUGGAGACGGCCCCGGCCAGGUUCACGCUGGAGGAGGCUGCGGAGCGCUGCCGGGCGCUGGGCGCGGAGCUGGCGAGCCCGGGCCAGCUCUACGCGGCCUGGAACGCGGGGCUGGACGCCUGCAGCCCCGGCUGGCUGGCCGACGGCAGCGUCCGCUACCCCAUCGUCACCCCCCGGGAGCGCUGCGGAGGAGCCCUGCCGGGCGUCAAAACCAUCUUCCUCUUCCGCAAUCAGACGGGAUUCCCCGAUGCCCAGAGCAGAUACGAUGCGUACUGCUUCCGAGGUAAAGAGGGGCACUACCCCCCUCCCCCCGACCCCGGUCCGCGGGUGCUCCUGGGCAGGGACCAGCGGGAGGCCCCGGGGAAGCCUCCG